UCCGCGUCCUGCGUUCCUCGGUCAUCUCCUGAGUUUUUCCUGCAGAGCUGAGGACAGAGGAGUCCAGCCACCAAGCCCAGCUUUCCUCCGGUGCGCAGCCCCGACGGGGCCGUGGCAGGCGCAGCGAGAACGCCUGCGGAGCCAUGAGAGAGUACAAAGUGGUGGUGCUGGGCUCGGGCGGCGUGGGCAAGUCCGCGCUCACGGUGCAGUUCGUGACCGGCUCCUUCAUCGAGAAGUACGACCCCACCAUCGAGGACUUCUACCGCAAAGAGAUUGAAGUGGAUUCAUCGCCGUCGGUGCUGGAGAUCUUGGACACGGCGGGCACGGAGCAGUUCGCAUCCAUGCGGGACCUGUACAUCAAGAAUGGCCAGGGCUUCAUCCUCGUGUACAGCCUUGUGAACCAGCAGAGCUUCCAGGACAUCAAGCCCAUGCGGGACCAGAUCAUCCGCGUGAAGCGGUACGAGCGCGUGCCCAUGAUUCUGGUGGGCAACAAGGUGGACCUGGAGGGCGAGCGCGAGGUUUCAUUCGGCGAGGGCAAGGCCCUGGCGGAGGAGUGGAGCUGCCCCUUCAUGGAGACUUCGGCCAAAAACAAAGCCUCGGUGGACGAGCUGUUCGCCGAGAUCGUGAGGCAGAUGAACUACGCGGCGCAGCCCAACGGCGAUGAGGGCUGCUGCUCGGCCUGCGUGAUCCUCUGAGGCGCCCGCGGCUGCCGCGCGACAGCCGCGCUCUGCGCACAAAAGCCAAACGCACCCGACUCUUCUAAAUGUGAUUUCUCUUCUUGCUUUGAGAUUGGGGAUGACUUUGCGUCGGCCGGGGGGCUCUUGGCGCCCGCCUGGCCGCGGUGGCCGCGUCCCCCGCCCCUGCCCCGUUUCCGAGGGGUUGUCCCGUCAUGACCAUCCGAGUCCCGGUGGAAAUGUGGAUCUUUGCAGCAUGUACGUUUCUCAUUGAUUUUGGUUGACGCAUAUUUCCCCAUUGAAGCAGCCCGUGGGGCCCUGUAUUGGCGGCUUGACACCGGCAGGCGAAAGUUUCAGUCUGGGAGGAAAAAAAAAAAAAAAAGAAAGAAAUGGGGUGGGGGCGCAAGAGGACGGUGAGAAGGUGGAAAAGGGGGGAUUUUUUGUUUUGUUUUUCUGUCAACAACCGUUUUUCUAGUUCCAAGUUUGAAAAACACGGAAGGAAGUCCGGGAGAACCAAAUGAAGGAGCAGGAGGAGAGGAAGAAACUUUUGUUUUUCCCUUGUUUUCCAGGAGUAGCUGGAAAUUAAGAUCGGGUUCCUUUUCUGCCAGCUUGGAAAGGCAACCCCGUGACUGAUUUCGAUUCUGAGGAUGUCUAUGCAAAGUUGGAUUCUUGUUACAGUGUAUCCAAUCUGAAGUGUUGCACAUCUGAACUGGGACUGUUAACACUGAUACCAAUGCAGUGUGGGGUGCCAGAAAGUGUCUGCUGAUAAUUUGUGGGGGGAAAAAAAUCUAUUUUGUUUACCUACUGUAUCAAAGGGGAGUCUGGGGGAGAACGGUAGUAUUUUUUUUUAUCAGCUGUGAAAAAAAAAAUGUUACAGAUCUGCACAUUUUUGUGUGUACUGUUGUGUGUGUGUUUUUUUAGAUUUAGCUUUUUGUUCGUAUUGGUUGGCCAUACAUGGUUUUGAUGGCUAGCUCUUUAAACUACAGUACAGAAAUUUCGCAAAUGUGAUUCAGGGCCCCCAGCACCCCUGUGUCUGCAGAGUGCCUUCAAGACUCAGCUGUUCCAGCCGGUGCCAACCUGUGAACUUCCCACCAGAUCCCAGAAUCUGUUAUUCCUCCCCAAACUACUUCCCAGUUUACUUUUAAUAAUCUUCCUGAAGGAGCCAGGACAAUAGGGCCUGUUGUUUGGUGAAUUCUUUAUUCUUUCCAGCCUUUAAAAUGUAACUUACUUGUAAUGCAAUGGGGGUUUUUUUUUUUUUUUUCCUUUUUAAAAUUUUUUGCUUCAUUUUGUUCCAAUGUUCAGGUAUUUAGCUCCCCUUUUAUAUAAUUUUUUUUUAAAUUUUUGGUUUUCUGUUUUAGGGUGUUCCUCCAGAAGCACAGAGCAAAAUUUUACUGUUGUGAUGUACCAAGAGAAUUCUAACAAUUUGUAAUUUCUAAUUCCAUACACGCGGUUAAUCAUUGUCUCUUCAUUUUAAGAUUUUUAAUACAAAUGUCAUUUUUAAAGAAACAAAUCCAAACUAUUGUUUGUGUUUCUAUGUUUCAUAUUCAGUGAUUUAAUACAGUAUCAUGGCUGAGGUGGACAGGGGCAAGUGCCUGAUGCCUCCAAGAGUGGUUUGUCAGAUUUUGAAGAGAGGAGUGUCAGUGACAAGUUGGGAGACAUUACUCCCAACUCCUUAAACAUGGAAAAUAAUCAUCAAGGUCUAGGAAGGCCUGGGGUAAGGUGUACCCUCUGACUGUUGAGAUGAACUGGAUAUUGAAUCUGUUCUGCUGGCUGAGAGCAGGAAGGGGAGAAGCCAGCUCUAAGACUGCCUUAGAUCUGGGAGAGUAACCAUCCACUGGUCAGGCAGGGUGGUGUUUUAGUGUUGUUUUUUUUUUUUUUCUUGCUUUUCUCGUGUUUUGUUCUGCUUUGUUUAAAACACCUAUCCAGUUUAAAGCUUGUUUGGGGGAUAUGAUUUUCACUUCUGAAAAUUAUAGUGUUUUCUGCAGUACAUUUGGGUGGGUUGUGAAUAGUGUCUCAGCCCUUUUGUGGCUUUAAUUAGGAAACAGAUCAUUAGGUUAAAAAAGAAGAGAAAAAGAGAACACUUAAGUCUCUUGCUUUAUUACACUGUGCAGUUUGUGGACCAUUUUGACCUCAUGAAAUUUCCUUCUAACAGCAGGAGGCAGUGUGAGCUUUUUGUUUUGUGUUUGAUUUUCUUAAGGGCCAUUUUACUGAUACCUCUAUGGAGUGGAAGGUGUAUGUCAAAAGCACUUGAUAUACCUUAGGUCCACGAAGUGUAGGGUGAAGAGUUUUGAUUUUCAAAAAGAGUUAUUGUGUUGAGGGAGCCAAAAGAAGUUAAAGGCCACAGGUUUCUUUAAAGCUAUAUUAACAUAUCUUGCCUUAAAAUGUUGUGUCUUUGGCCCAGGUGACCUCUCAGAAUUGCAGCAUGGAGGAGGAAUAGAGAAUUCUGCCUGGGUUUGGUUCUAAAGCCUUUUUUUUUCUUUUUUUUUUUUUUUUACAUUUGAUCUCAUUGAAGUUUAGUACCAAACUUAAUUAGAAGGUAAUGUAAAUAUGCUAAAUAAGAAAUUAGGAAAAAGUAUUCACACUUAGGCUUUGCAAAGCUUCAUUCUUGUAUUUGUGUAAAUUUAGUUGAUUCAAUAGAUCUAAAGUGUUGAAAGCUCUGAAGACAUACAACAAGUGCUGUAUAAAGGAUCUUUUAAAAUACAUUCAGUGACUUUUUUAUGAGUUUGUUUUGGUUUUUUGGAAGCCUUUUGAUGUGAAAUACUGGCAAGUAUCUAAUUUAAGAAAUGUAUAUACUCCUGACGGAAUUUUUGAAAAUGGGAAAUUGGAAAUGAAAUUGGUUGCUGGGUGCAUUAAUCAUCUUCACAUAGGAUUUAGUCACUUACAUGAAUAAAUGUUUUAUAGGUCUGGGAUGGCAGGGCAGAAGAUUUUAAUAUGCUCUGAGUACUGUAAAAUAAAUGCUUUUUAGAUUCCCAAUGAAGGCAACUUUACGUGUGUGCCUGGAGCAGGAAAAUAGUAUUAAGUUUUGUAGCCUUCUCCAAUGGUUUUCUUGACGAAAUUGAGAGAAAUUAGGGACAUUGUUUUUAAGACUAUGUCAGUUUAUUUGGCUAGUAAGAACCCCUUAGAAUUAUGGUGUGAAGAGAUAAGAGCAUUUGUUUCCCUGAAAGAGGGGCUGACUUAAGGGUGUCAAAGGAAGGGAGGGAGGGAGGGAGUUUGUUGUAAGGCAGUCACCUGUCAAAACAGAAACUGGGUGGAAAAGGAACCUUUAUCUUGGAGAGCAAAAGUUAACUUUUAAACUUGACCCCUGCUGGUUUUUAACAGCUUUUCCUUUUGGUCCCUGACAGUCGCCCAAGCUUUAUGUUAUUUCAAAGGAUUAUUUUUGCCCUCCUUUUGUAAUAGCCUCAGAAAAGUUGAAGAUACCAUUGGAAGUUUCACAUUUUCAUAUUUGGGAGUUAUGAUUCUUAGGUACAACAUUUUGCACCUUCUUAACUCCUGAAAUAGACUCCAUUGCAUCACAUUUUAGGACCAGCUCUAUUUGGGGGUUAGAAUUUUUUCAGCGUGUGAGGCCUCAUGCGUCCUGAUUUAUUACCCUUUGCUGUAGGUGGGAAUCCAAAAAUGCUCUUUUGAUGUGAACUCUUUGGGUUGUUUUAAACAUGUUUUCACCAGCGUGUUGUUGCACCUACUUUUGAGUUAUUCUCCAGCAUUUCUCACAGAUGGGAUGGGAAAGUGAGAGAAAACUAUAGGUAGCAGCUGGUCUUGAGAAAUAGAUACAAAAUGCCUGUACCUUAAUUGGCAUCAAAGGAUCUCCUUCCUUUUCACAACAGAAUAAGCCCCCUCCUUACAAACAUGAGGGUUUAAUUGUAGAUCACCACCGUGAAUUAAAAUGAUAUGAAACAUUU
Dama dama (fallow deer) is the source of this 4570-nucleotide messenger RNA. It is a transcript of the gene RAP2B, whose product is annotated as RAP2B, member of RAS oncogene family. The transcript has a single exon. Gene Ontology annotation, cellular component: plasma membrane. Lineage: Eukaryota; Metazoa; Chordata; Mammalia; Artiodactyla; Cervidae. The record is from RefSeq and is a predicted model, not a curated record. Gene Ontology annotation, biological process: negative regulation of cell migration; Rap protein signal transduction. The coding region runs from base 144 to 695 and encodes 183 amino acids. Gene Ontology annotation, molecular function: GTPase activity; GTP binding; GDP binding.